GUUUGAAUUUGAGGAAAGAUAACUGGUUGAUAUUUUUGGUUUGACCUGGUUCUGGUUUUCUCAGCUUGUGUCCUGGUCCUGAGCCGACAUGAAGCCGCCUCCUCGUCAACGCUCGAAGCCGAACCGCGAGCUGAGCCAGUCUCAGGUCCGAGUGCGGCGUUCGACUGGUCUCCUGACCGAGUGGAAACGAAAAGAACGAUACCAGCUACUGUCCGCCCUCAAAAAACUCGAGAGGACCGCCGGAGGCGAGAGCGAGAUCGACUAUGUUUUCCUGAGGAAGAGCGUCCCGACCAGAACCUCGUUCGAGAUCCGUUCUGCAGUGGAAGCUCUGAAGAACAAAGUGAUAACAUCUGUGAAGUUCAAACUGCACAUGCAGGAGAAGAGGGACAAAAAGUCCCUCGAGCUCUGGACGGAUUUGGCUUGUGCGGUGGCUGGAAAACUGAUAGAACCCAUUUCUGCUGCUUUCUCUCAGAUGCUGAUCGUGUCCUCAACAGAGCCUUGUACUUUGAAGAACUCUGUCCCUUCACAGGCUCACAGUCCAUCACCGCGCAGAGGCAGACCUAUUAGUCGCACUGGGCCUAUAGGAUCCGUGGCUUGUUUGCAUGUCCACGGUGACUCUCCUGGCAGCAAAACCACCAGUGCAGCCGUCCCUGUGUCGAGGCUCAGAGCUCCGGCCUCCUCUGUUCCAGCUUCAAAACCCCCUUCAUCCACUCCUGACACCCCCACGUCCUCGUCUCUCACCAUUGCAGCUUCAUCUGCUGUGGCUACUGCCUCACUCGGGUCAUCCGAGUGCUCCCCGCUGCUCUCCACAGACAGUUGUCCCAGUUCAUUUGAUGUCAAGUACAACGUAGACUUUGAGAAGAUCUAUUGCUAUUUGAGUGCUGUCCACAAGCAGAGUGAUGGGUGUGUUCUAAACCCCAUGGAAAGUGCUAUCGUUCUGGACCUAAUAAUGUCUCUACCGGAGGAGCUGCCCCUGCUGGACUGCAAGAAACUGCACCAACAUCUGAAGCAGGUGUACAAGUGCUUGACAGCACCCGCACACCUCAACCAGACAAGAGAAAUGGUGAAAGUCUUCCAACCAAACGAGGACGAACACAACAAACGCUGCACAACUACACCACAAGAGGGAUUCAGUCGAACACAGGCACCAAGCAGCGAUUUCACCAAGUCGGACCCAAAACAGAACAAGAUCUCAACAGAUACAAGCAAUCAGCAAGACGCCGCCGGGGCCUCUCUGAACAACACAGGACUGAAUCUUCAGUCAGACUGUGAACAGACUCUGAGCCAGUCAUGUUGGAGUGAUGACGCAUCCAUGAAGUCUGAUGACAUCAGUGUGACGUGGCAUUGCCCCCCCCCUAAAUCCCUUUAUGGUCCCACUAAAACUUUUAAUGCGUCAAUAAGUCAUGUUUACCCAAGGGCAAUAUUGGGGUGAAAGUACAAGAACACUUCCCAGAAGAUAUUACUCAUGAAAUCCUAAAACAAUCUUACAGUGUUUAAAAAAUAAAUAAAACUCUAUGUAUCUGUUGAACCAGGCCGUCCACUGUAGGCCAGCUUCAACAUUUUCGUAAGAGUCACAGCAAUGUGUUCAUUAGUAGCUACAUUCACGUUCCUCAACAAUUUUUUAAAAUUAUUAUUAUUAAAUGCGGUGAUUGGGCUCUCAAGUGUUAUGGUCCAGGCUCAGAACAUGAGUGUAACUUUGCUCAGUUCUUAUAUCUCCUGGGAGGUUGUGUUUUCUUUGACAUUUCUCUGUCAGCCGGAUAUCUCCAAACGUGAUCAUCUUACAAUGAAGUGAAAUUUGGUGAGGUAGCAAACACUGGGUCCUGGAAGAGUUUAUUAUAUUUUUAGUGCAGCA
Thalassophryne amazonica is the source of this 1852-nucleotide messenger RNA. Its product is annotated as snRNA-activating protein complex subunit 2-like. The coding region runs from base 89 to 1432 and encodes 447 amino acids. Gene Ontology annotation, molecular function: RNA polymerase II general transcription initiation factor activity. Gene Ontology annotation, biological process: snRNA transcription. Lineage: Eukaryota; Metazoa; Chordata; Actinopteri; Batrachoidiformes; Batrachoididae. Gene Ontology annotation, cellular component: nuclear body. The transcript is spliced from 7 exons. The record is from RefSeq and is a predicted model, not a curated record.